This is a messenger RNA of Staurois parvus, 204 nucleotides long. The record is from the annotation of a GenBank genome assembly. Lineage: Eukaryota; Metazoa; Chordata; Amphibia; Anura; Ranidae.
AUGGUGAAACUGAAGUGGGGUAUGGAAUACAAGGGAUAUCUGGUCUCUGUGGAUGGCUACACGAACAUGCAACUCACCAAUGCAGAAGAGUAUAUUGAUGGAUCAUUGUCUGGACAUCUUGGAGAAGUUCUAAUAAGGUGUAAUAAUGUGUUAUAUAUACGUGGAGUAGAAGAGGAGGAAGAAGAUGGUGAGAUCAGAGAAUAA